AUGUACGUGUAUACCGGAAUCGCUGCCGCAUCGCUGCUGGCGGGCGGGCUGGCUCAGGACGCCGCGGGCUGGUACGAGGCCCAUCCCGGGAUGCCACGCAUCCGGCAGGUGAACCAGACGACGCACCAGAUUGUCGACGAGUACGGCCGCGCGCGCUUCUUCCACGGGACCAAUGUCGUCAUGAAGGAUGCCCCUUGGUACCGGCCGGCCGAGUGGGUGCCGGGCGUCCCGUCGUUUGGCGAGCAAGACGUCCGGAACAUGCACGACUUGGGCCUCAAUGUCGUGCGGCUGGGACACAGCUGGGCCGGGGCAGAGCCCGCACGGGGGCAGUACAACCGGACCUUCCUCGACGUCAUGGCGCGCCAGACCAAGCUGGCCGAGGACCACGGCAUCUAUGUCCUGGUGGACCUGCACCAGGACGUCCUGGCGAGGCAGCUCUGCGGCCACGGCGUGCCCGAUUGGUUCGUCAAGAAGGACUGGGUGUCGGGCUGGAAGAGGUAUCCCUUCCCCCUGAAGCUGAGGCCCUUCCCCGUCGACAGGGACGGCUUCCCGUCGCCGGCGUCGCUCUGCAACAGCGUCGACUGGGCGCUGAGCUACACGUCCGUCGCCGUGGCCGAUGCCUUUGGGAGGCUGUACAGCAACCACGACGGGCUCGGAGACGCCUUUGCCGCCUACUGGAAGCAGCUGGCGCUGGUCUACGCCGACGCGCCCAACGUCGUCGGCUUCAACCUCAUGAACGAGCCGUGGGUCGGCGACCACUGGGCCGAUCCGACGCUGCUUCUGCCGGGAUUCGGCGACCGCAAGAACCUCGAGGGGCUCUGGAACCGGGCGACCAGGGAGAUCCGGGCCGUCGACAAACACACGCUCAUCUGGUUCGAGGGCGCCACCCUGGACAUCUUGUCGGGCUUCAACAACGUGCCUCUCGGGGACGGCUCCAAGGCGGUGCAUUCCUAUCACUACUACAAGCCGCCGCAGCUGGGCUCCAUCCACGCCACGCUCAAAAACCGCCGCAAGGACAACGAGCGUCUCAGGACGGCCGGCGUGCUGACCGAGUUCGCCUUCUGGAUGGGAGACGACGAGCACAUGAAGAACCUGGCCGACGCCUUGUCCGCCACCGACGCCAACAUGGUCUCGUGGAUCGGCUGGGCCUACGAGAACCUGUACAACGGGUCCUCGGGCCAGCCUCAUCCCCAGCUCGCGAAGCAUUACAGCCGUGCGUAUCCCGCUGCUGUUGCUGGCACCCCCAGGGGCUUCAGCUUCGACGAGGACGCGGCCAUCUUCAAGCUGCAAUUCACGGCGGACCCGACCAUUGCCGCGCCGACGGAAAUCAUCCUGCCCUCGUCCACCUUUCCCCGCGGCUACAGUGUCCAGGUUUCACCCCAGGGGAGCUUGCUGCAGCACGCACGGGGUAACCGCACACUGGCCCUGUUCACGUCCGCCCGCAUCCAGAGCGCCGUUGACGUCUCCGUCACUGUCACCCGCAAAUAA
This is a messenger RNA of Metarhizium album ARSEF 1941, 1488 nucleotides long. RefSeq names its product Glycoside hydrolase, superfamily. Gene Ontology annotation, molecular function: hydrolase activity, hydrolyzing O-glycosyl compounds. The record is from RefSeq and is a predicted model, not a curated record. The coding region runs from base 1 to 1488 and encodes 495 amino acids. The transcript has 2 exons. NCBI's taxonomy places the organism in Eukaryota, Fungi, Ascomycota, Sordariomycetes, Hypocreales, Clavicipitaceae.